AUGAGCCUUCCUGAGAACCUCCUGCUUGUGUCCACCUUGGAUGGAAGUCUCCAUGCCCUGAGCAAGCAGACAGGGGAUGUGAAGUGGACUCUGAGGGAUGAUCCCAUCAUCCAAGGGCCAAUGGUCGUCACAGAAAUGGCCUUCCUCUCAGACCCGGCCGAUGGCAGCCUGUACGUCUUGGGGACCCAGGAGCAACAGGGACUAAUGAAACUGCCGUUCACCAUCCCUGAGCUGGUCCACGCCUCCCCGUGCCGCAGCUCCGACGGCGUCUUCUAUACAGGCCGGAAGCAGGAUGCCUGGUUUGUGGUGGACCCUGAGUCAGGCGAGACACAGAUGACACUGACCACAGAGGGCCCCUCCGCCCCCCGCCUCUACAUUGGCCGGACACAGUACACGGUCACCAUGCAUGACCCCAGGACGCCUGCUCUGCGCUGGAACACCACCUACCGCCGCUACUCAGCGCCCCCCAUGGAUGGCUCACCGGGGAAAUACAUGAGCUACCUGGCAUCCUGCGGGAUGGGCCUGCUGCUCACCGUGGACCCAGGAAGCGGGGCAGUGCUGUGGACACAGGACCUGGGCGUGCCCGUGAUGGGCAUCUACACCUGGCACCAGGACAGCCUGCGCCAGCUGCCGCACCUCACUCUGGCUCGGGACACUCUCCACUUCCUGGCCCUCCGCUGGGGCCACAUCCGACUGCCUGCCUCUGCCCCCCGGGACAUGGCCACCCACUUCUCUGCCUUGGACACCCCACUGAUGAUGACGCUGUAUAUGGGGAAGGAUGAAGCUGGCUUCUAUGUUUCUGAAGCACUGGUUCACACAGGGGUGGCUCUUGCGCCUCGUGGACUGACACUGGCUCAUGUGGAUGGCCCCACCACGGAUGAGGUGACACUCCAAGUCUCAGGAGAGCGCGAGGGAUCGCCUAGCACGGCUGUCAAAUACCCUUCAGGCAGCGUGGCUCUCCCUAGCCAGUGGCUACUCAUUGGACACCAUGAGCCACCUCCAGUCCUGCACACCACUAUGCUGAGGGUCCAUCCCACCCCAGGGAGUGGAACUUAUGAUACCAGAUCUUCAGAGAACACCAGGACAGCAGCUCAUUUCUUGCAGCUUCUGAGUAUGAGCCGGGAGGAUCCUGAGGACAUCGCGGUAUAUCCUGAAAAGAAAACCCCAGACCCGUAUGCAGACCUGGGCCUCCAAGAUCUGCUGGCAGCUAGCCUCACUGCUGUGCUCUUGGGAGGAUGGAUUCUCUUCUUAAUGAGGCAGCAGCACCAGCUGAUGGGGAAGCAGCCACAGGACCCCGUGGAAGCUGCAGGCCCCCCUCACAUCUCACAGGACACUCAAUCCCAGUCCUCGGAGGUCACCACGCGGGGCCAGAAGAGGCUUCAAAGCCCCUCAGAGCAAGUCCAGCAGCUCGAAGAUCCUGAAGAUGUGCAGCUCACCGUGGUGGGGAAGAUUUCCUUUGACCCCAAGGAUGUGCUGGGCCGAGGGGCAGGCGGGACCUUUGUCUUCCGGGGACAGUUUGAGGGGCGGGCAGUGGCCGUCAAGCGGCUCCUCCGGGAAUGCUUCGACCUGGUCCAGCGGGAGGUCCAGUUGCUGCAGGAGUCUGACAGGCACCCCAAUGUGCUCCGCUACUUCUGUACUGAGCGGGGACCCCAGUUCCACUACAUUGCCCUGGAGCUCUGCCAGGCCACAUUGCAGGAGUACGUGGCAAGCCCAGAGCAGGCCCGCUGGGGCCUGGAGCCAGAGAUGGUGCUGCAGCAGCUGAUGUCGGGCCUGGCCCACCUGCACUCCCUCCACAUAGUGCACCGUGACCUGAAGCCAGGCAACGUCCUCAUCGCCGGUCCCGAUGGCCAGGGCCAGGGCAGGGUGGUCCUCUCAGACUUCGGCCUCUGCAAGAAGCUGCCCGCUGGCCGCUGCAGCUUCAGUCUCCACUCGGGCAUCCCUGGCACAGAAGGCUGGAUGGCACCCGAGCUCCUACAGCUCCUGCACCCCGGCAGCCCAACCAGCGCGGUGGACGUCUUCUCUGCGGGCUGCGUGUUCUACUACGUGCUUUCCCGUGGCGGCCACCCCUUUGGAGAGAGUCUCUAUCGCCAGGCAAACAUCCUCACAGGGGCUCCCUGUCUGGCUCACCUGGAGGAAGAGGCCCACGACCAGGUGGUCGCCAGGAGCCUGGUGGAGGCCAUGUUGAGCCCGCAGCCGCAGGCCCGGCCCUCUGCGCGCCAGGUGCUGGCCCACCCCUUCUUCUGGAGCAGAGCCAAGCAACUCCAGUUCUUCCAGGAUGUCAGCGACUGGCUGGAGAAGGAGUCUGAGCAGGGGCCCCUGGUGAGGGCACUGGAGGCUGGGGGCGCUGCCGUGGUCCGGUGCAACUGGCACAAUCACAUCUCGGUGCCGCUGCAGACAGAUCUGAGAAGGUUCCGGUCGUACAAGGGGACGUCAGUGCGAGACCUGCUUCGUGCCAUGAGGAACAAGAAGCACCACUACAGGGAGCUCCCGGCUGAGGUUCAGCAGGCCCUCGGCCACAUCCCCGACAGCUUCGUCCAGUACUUCACAAACCGCUUCCCGCGGCUGCUCCUCCACACACACCAGGCCAUGAGGAGCUGCGCCUCCGAGAGCCUCUUCCUGCCAUACUACCCACCGGCCCCGGGAGCCAGGGAGCCACGUCCAGAGGCUGCUGGGGCUGCCGGCCAGAAAAGGAGCUGGGCCUGCGACUGA
Molecule: messenger RNA, 2709 nt
Organism: Condylura cristata (star-nosed mole)
Lineage: Eukaryota; Metazoa; Chordata; Mammalia; Eulipotyphla; Talpidae
Gene: ERN2
Product: endoplasmic reticulum to nucleus signaling 2
Exons: 22
Coding region: 1-2709 (902 amino acids)
Biological process (GO): IRE1-mediated unfolded protein response; mRNA processing; intrinsic apoptotic signaling pathway in response to endoplasmic reticulum stress
Cellular component (GO): IRE1-TRAF2-ASK1 complex
Molecular function (GO): ATP binding; RNA endonuclease activity; protein serine/threonine kinase activity
Source: RefSeq, a predicted model, not a curated record